AUGGCGCCACUGUGCAUGGGCCUCUGGAUUGGCUCUGCGGGUAUUGGAUAUAUCAUCGCAGAAAUCUCCACCUUCGGUAUUGGGCACAUCAAAUCAUCCUUAGAGACUUGGAGAGUCAUGUUCCUCAUCUGGGGCGCCAUCACCGUAGCAUGGGGUGUAGUCUUGUUCUUUACCCUCCCAGGAUCUCCUGCAAGUCGCAAGAUAUGGAAAACAGAAGAGCGGGCAGGUAUCUUGGAUCGCAUCAAAGACAAUGGUACAGGAAUCAAAGACAAAAACUUCAAGUUCGAGCAGGUCAAGGAGACCAUGCUUGAUUUGAAAACGUUGUUGCUAUUCAUGUUUGCAGUUUCUUUCAAUUCUCCAAAUGGUGGACUGACAGCGGUAAGUUGA
Messenger RNA from Exophiala bonariae, 387 nucleotides. RefSeq lists its product as uncharacterized. Gene Ontology annotation, molecular function: transmembrane transporter activity. Lineage: Eukaryota; Fungi; Ascomycota; Eurotiomycetes; Chaetothyriales; Herpotrichiellaceae. The record is from RefSeq and is a predicted model, not a curated record. The transcript is spliced from 2 exons. Gene Ontology annotation, cellular component: membrane. Bases 1 to 387 code for a protein of 128 amino acids.